AGCAUUCUCUGGCUUCCAUUUAACGCUUGUUUGUGUUGUAGGAGAAUUUAUAAUUCAAGUGUCAUCUGAAAAAUAUGGCAAGCUUAAAAUGGAUUUAUUGUGCGGUGUUGUUUGAGUUGAUUCUAAGUGAUGCUGCGUCACCAGCUGGAAGUGGCACCAUUGUCUUCCCAACAAGCGAUGAAGAUAUUGGAAAUUCAUUACAACAAAAUUAUAAGUCAAAAUGGCAAAUUGGCGGAUCAUCUGGUUCAAAAACUCCAAUUAAAACAAUAAAAACGUCUUCGUAUUCAACGCGAACAGGUUUUAAUUCGGAACCAUUAUAUGUUCGUUAUAAUGCUUACAACACUGGAUCAAGUGCCCAAGCGAACGCAAAUUCGAUGAAUUACAACUUUCAACCUGGCAUGUUUAACGCACCACCUGGCUAUGGUGGUAGUUUCAGUGGAUCAUCCGCUUCAGCGAGUUCAUCUUCCUUUUCCUAUGGUGGAGUACAAUGCACGUCAGAACCGAAGCCACCAGCAAAUGGACGAAUGAAAUGUGCUUCGGGUAGCUGCCAGGUUUCAUGCUUGGCUGAUUAUAAAUUUCCAAACGGUGCUGAUACCUUAAUUCUUCAAUGCAUGAAUGGACGAUGGAUAGCGAAGAGUUUCGAAACGAAUGAUAUUCCACCAUGUGAACCUGUCUGCUUGCCAGCUUGUGUCAACAAGGGAAUAUGUGUUGCACCAGGACAGUGCAAAUGUCCUGAAAACUUUAUGGGGCCGACAUGUCAAUAUGAGAAAAAACUUUGUCUAACGUCACCACCUUUACCAGCGAACUCAAAACGAAGCUGUUCACAGUCAUUAUGUACUGUUUCGUGCAUGAAAGGAUAUAAAUUCCCGGAUGGAUCUCUUUCUAUGAAUCUGCAAUGCAUGGAUGGUGAAUGGAAGCCUGAACAACAAAGCUUAAAGCUAAUACCUGAUUGUGAACCAAUUUGUGACCCGGCUUGUUUAAAUGGUGGCAAAUGUUUAUCGUAUAACGUCUGUCAGUGUGGCAAGGAAUUUAGGGGACCACAAUGUCAGUGGGGGAUAGAUCGAUGUGCAACAACAAAGUUGAAUUUCAACGGCGGUUUCUCAUGUUCUGGAUCUGCUGAUGCAAUCAAAUGUAAACUUAUUUGUCCUAAAACUGUUAAAUUUAGUUUUGAACCAGCUGAGUUUUAUACUUGUCUUUAUUCGACUGGAGAAUUCACGCCAAAUAAAGUUCCGCAAUGUGUUUUUCCUCCCGGAAUGAAAGUCACACAAUCGGAGCCGAUUAGAACUUUUUCUCAAACGAAUGGAACUUUGAUCAAAAGCGGUGGUGAAAAGUCGUACGUUGUCGAAGUAGGUGGUCAAGAAGAGAUAAUCGAAGAGACAGAAACCAUAAUAAAGAGAAAAAUUAUACGAAAAGGAAAAAAGAAAACUUAUACUGUAGAUGAAGACGAAGAAUUCUUUGAAGCGCCAGGUGUCUACUCAUUGUACAUCAUUCAGGACUUAGAAGUGACUUAUAAAACACCAAAGCCAAGUGUUUGCAUGGCAUGGAAUGGCAACAAAUUCAAAACCUUUGACGGCGUGACUUACAGUCAUGAGUUGGCUUGUUCUCACACGUUGCUUCAAGAUUUUGUCGAUGGAACAUUUAACGUAAUUCUUCGAGCCUGUCCUUUUGAUUCCAUUCAACCAUGUCCACAUGCUUUAGAAGUUUUUAUGCAAAAUGAACAAUUCACAUUUGAAAAUAAUGGCGGUCAUGUAAAAAUGUUUACAACCAAGCGUGAAAUUCCCAUUCCUGUGCAAAUGACUGGCUUGAAAGUAACUCGAUCGGGUACGGACGUGAGAAUAAUUUUAGAGCAAAUUCCAAUCACAAUCACAUGGGAUUCAAAGAAAUUUAUUCAAAUCGAUGCAACUGAGAGUAUGUGGAAUAGAACAGCUGGUCUUUGUGGCACAAUGGAUGGCAUUAUGAGCAAUGACUUCAUGUCAAAAGAUCGGACACGUCAUAAAUUGGCAUCAACAUUUGUUGAUUCAUGGCGUGCAUUAAGCAUCGACAAAAGCAAAGAAAAAUGUCUCCAACGGUCACAAGCAAUCACAUCUAUAGCUUGUGAAACGUCCAUUGAAGAAAAAGCAAAUCUCGUGUGCACAGAUUUGUUAAAAAAUCCCAAAAUGAAAAAUUGUUUAAAAAUGUUCGACGAUGAAAUUCUAAUGAAAAAUUGCAUCUCAGACUACUGUAGUUGUAAAAAUGGAUACGAUCGGACUGAAUGCAUUUGCGAAGGAUUUUCUGCUAUCGCUAAAGACUGUCGGUUCCGUGGCAUUAUGCUUGAAGAUGGAUGGAGGGAUUGGCAGAUUUGUCCUUUGAAUUGCACAAAUGGUCGUGUUUAUAAAUCAUGUGGACCAUUGAACGAACCGUCAUGUGGCUCGGCCAUCGAGAGUGAUUCAUUUAACUGUCGUGAAGGGGGCUUUUGUCCCGAUGGAACAAUUUUAAAUGAUGGCACUUGCGUGAUGCCAAAGAAUUGUCCAUGCAAUCUCAAAGGCAAAUCAUUCCCACCAAAAAGUCAAAUUAAACGUGAUUGCAAUACUUGUGUGUGUGACAAUGGCAAUUGGAAAUGUACAUCAGUAACUUGCGGGUCACGAUGUGCAGCUAUUGGCGAUCCUCACUAUAUGACAUUCGAUGGAAAACGUUAUGACUUCAUGGGCAAAUGUUCUUACUAUUUGAUGAAAACAGAAAGCAUAUCAGUUGAAGCAGAGAAUGUUGCUUGCGAUGGUGCAAUAUCAGAAAACAUGAACUUCUUACCUUCCUUCUCAAAUGAACUUCCAUCUUGUACAAAGUCGUUAACAAUUAAAUUUAAUGAUGUUUCCGGUCAACCGAGAAUAAUUAAACUUAAACAAGGCGGAUUUGUCCUUCUUGAUGGUUUUGAAGUUUCCAAACUACCAGUCGUAUUGUCCAAUGGUGCAGUGAAAAUCCGACAGCCAAGUUCAAGCUUUGUUAUCGUUCAUUUCGUAAAUGGGGCCACAAUUUGGUGGGAUGGAGCAACUAGAGCAUACAUAGAUGUUCCCGCUUCUUAUCGUGGAAAGACUCAAGGGCUUUGUGGAACGUUUAACUCGAAUAUGCAAGAUGAUUUCCUUACUCCGGAAGGAGAUAUCGAGACUGUUGUCUAUCCAUUUGCAAACAAAUGGCAAACAAAAGAUUCUUGUGAUUCCUUAAAUGAUAAAUUAAUUGCACAUCCAUGUGAUGCAAAUAUCGAGAAUAAAGCAAAAGCGGAAGAAAUUUGUUCUAAAUUACGAGACAAGAUAUUCGAGGAAUGUCAUUUGUUUGUGGAUCCUGAAGAAUUUUAUAGUGAUUGCAUGUAUGAUGUUUGUGCAUGUAAAGGCAAUGAUAUCAGUCAAUGCUUUUGUCCUAUAUUUGCUGCAUACGCUACAGAAUGUACACGACAGGGAAUUGUUCUUGAAUGGCGCUACAAAAUCUCUCAGUGUGCUAUCAAUUGUCCCAAUGGUCAGGUUUUCCAACAAUGCGGUGAAGCAUGUACUCGAACAUGCAGUGAUUUACAAAGUGAAACUGAGUGCCAAUUGCAAUGUGUUGAAGGUUGUCGAUGCCCUAUGGGGCAAGUCCUUGAUGAGAACAAUGAAUGUGUCACGAUUGCGAUGUGUAAAUGUUCAUAUAAGAAUUUAGAAUUCAAACCUGGAUAUAAAGAAGUUCGUCCGGGCCGUAAGUACUUGGAGUUAUGUACAUGCUAUGGUGGACGUUGGAAAUGUGUUGAAGCCACGGGAGAUGAUGAAAUCAACUAUCCAGCAGCUAGUGAUAUGUCAAAGAAAUGUUCAGCAUCUCGCAAUGAAAUAUUCACAACUUGCGAACCUGCUGAGCCAUUAACAUGCAAAAAUAUGCAUUUAAAUGUUUCAACUUCAACUGCUUUAUGUCGACCAGGAUGUAUGUGUAAAGACGGAUAUGUACUUGACAGAGUUUUGAAACAAUGUGUUUUACCUGAAAAAUGUUCUUGUCAUCAUGGUGGAAGAAGUUACAGUGAGGGUGAACACAUUAAAGAAGAUUGCAACACAUGUUUGUGCAAAGGUGGAAUAUGGGAUUGUACAAUGAAAGCUUGUGCAUCGACAUGUAGUGCUUGGGGCGAUUCACAUUUCACAACGUUUGAUGGACGUGAAUUUGACUUUCAAGGUGUCUGUAGUUAUGUUCUAUCGAAAGGCAAACUUCAUGAUGGCGAUGGAUUCUCAGUAACGAUUCAAAAUGUUUUAUGUGGUUCAAAUGGAGUGACUUGUUCGAAAUCAUUGGAAAUUAAUCUGCUGGGAAAUGAAGUGGAAUCUUUAUCCCUUUCAUCCGACUUACCUGUACCUGGUAUCAAGAACAAAUUGAAUGCAAAGCCUUUGCAAAAGAUGCUCACAUAUCGCUCGGGUAUUUUUAUCGUUGUUGAAAUACCCCAUAUCGGAGUCAUACUAAAAUGGGAUCGUGGCACGAGAGUCUACUUGAAACUAGAAAAUCGUUGGAAAGGUAAAGUUCAGGGAUUAUGUGGAAAUUACAAUUAUGAUGCCCUUGAUGACUUCAUGAACCCUUCGAAUGGCGUCGAAAGCAACCCAAUCAUUUUCGGACAUUCAUGGAAGUUGGAAGAUUCAUGUGCUGUUCCAACCGAACAAGUUGAUUCAUGUGCCCUCAACCCACAAAGGAAAACGUGGGCACAAAGAAAAUGUGGCUUGUUGAAAUCAUCGGAAUUCGCUCAAUGCCAUUCAGAAGUUUCUGUUGAUAGCUUCUACAAGAGAUGCAUCUUUGAUACAUGCAGCUGCGAUCAAGGCGGUGAUUGUGAAUGUUUAUGUACAGCUUUAAGUGCUUAUGCUUUUGCAUGUUCAUCGAAGGGAAUUUUCAUUCGAUGGCGAACACCAGAUUUAUGUCCUAUGCAAUGCGAUCCAACAUGUUCCAACUAUCAUCCAUGCAUCCAACCAUGUCCAGCGGAAACUUGUGACAAUUUAAUGCACCCGCUCAAAAAUCAGCGACUUUGUAAUGCUGACGUAUGUGUUGAAGGAUGCAAGUUAAAAGAAUGUCCUGAAGGAAGCGUUUACAUGAACAACUCGUAUAGUGAAUGCAUUCCAAUUUCAUCAUGCAAGCCAAUUUGUCUUGAAGAAAAUGGUGUUACUUAUUAUGAAGGCGACAUUAUGGCAUCCGAUUCAUGUCAUACAUGCAAGUGCACGCGUGGAAAUAAAGUUUGUUCAGGGCUUCCUUGUGCAAUCAGUGUGCCCGAUGGUAUGGAUGGGGAUAUAAAAUGUCAAACUGGAUGGUCAGCAUGGAUUAAUCAAGACAUGCUUGAACAAUCUGCUGUAAAGUCAUCGAAAUCAAAUUAUUUCAAAGAAGAUGACAUUGAACCAUUGCCGAAUAAUAUGCAAAUGAAGAAUUUAGUUGGAAAGGGUAAAGCAGUUUGUUCGACAGAAUCAUUUGCAGCGAUUGAAUGUCGUUCAGUUAUUGGUCGUGAGAAUCCUAAGAAAACUGGUCAGAAUGUUGAAUGUUCUCUAGAGAAAGGUUUGAUAUGUAAAGGUCAGUGUUUUGACUAUGAGAUAAGAGUUUACUGCGAGUGUGAUGAGUCAUCGAAUGUCAUAACAACUACAAAACCGCAAUAUACAAUAGCAGCACAACCGAAACCAACUCAGCCUGCAUUUAUUGUCCCAGUUGCUCCAACUAAAGCACCAAUUUCCUUUAUUAAGGUUUGCGAUCCAAAUAUUCCAAAUGUUGAACAUCCGUUAAGUUCUAAUGUCAUAAAAAUUAAACCAAAGUGUGAAGAAACUGAAACACCUCAAAAUGAUUGUCCAACAGGAUAUGCCUGGAGUGACUGCGCAAUUCCAUGCACUCGUGCUUGUAAUUAUUACAGUCAACAAUUGAAACUUGCCGGAAAUUGCACAGCUGGUAAAGAAUGCAUUCCUGGUUGUCUACCGGAAGAUUCAGCUUUGACUUGCAAACAUCCGAAAUUGUGGCGUGAUUGGAAAAGUUGUGUUGAUAUUCAAUCUUGCACAUGUAUGGGACCGAAUAAUGAAAUCAUGAAGCCAGGACAAGUUGUAUAUGUUUCCGAAUGUAAAACAUGUCAGUGUUUAAACAAUGAAUAUAUUUGUGCAAAUGUUCCAUGCAAGAAGACAGUAACAACUUCUCGACCAGUUGACGCUGCUCCGACAGUUCAAUCGAAGAAAAUUGCUUAUUAUCUUACGAUUUGUGAUCCAAGUGUUCCACAUAUUGAACAUCCAAACAGUUGUUACAAGUUCUUACAUUGUCAACCAGCACCUGAUGGCUCUUAUAUGUAUGCAAUAAAGACUUGUUAUCCCGAUAUGAUGUUUAAUCCCAACACCAUGAUUUGUGAUUGGCCAGAUUCAGUUAAGAAAGUGAAACCUGCUUGUGGUGUUGAUGUUGGUGAAAUCGAUAUUUGGGAGUACGAAGAAGUUAUAAUUACUCGCAAUAAAACAAGUCACAUCUCAGGCACAACACAACGUUCGAUUUAUGAUAAAAAAGUUACAACAAAGCCUGGAUACAUCGUAGAGUCACUUGCUUAUUACAUUCGAGUUUGUAACCCUUCAGUCGUAUCUGUUGAACAUCCAGAAUCAUGUUACAAAUAUCUUGCAUGUGAACAAAUAGCAAAUGGAUCUUAUAUGUAUGCUGAAAAGGAAUGUGGAAGUGGAUUGAUGUAUAAUCCAAACAUUUUAGUUUGUGAUUGGCCUUCCAGUGUUGAAAAAAUUAAACCAACUUGUAGUGAUAAACCAACAACACUUAAAGCAUUUGAUUUAGUGAAAGAAACGCAAUCACCAUUUGUUGUAACUGGAAUAAUUUCUCAUGAAAUAACGAAAACCGCUUAUUACUUGACAAUGUGUGAUCCAAGUGUUCCACAUAUUGAACAUCCAAACAGUUGUUAUAAGUUCUUACAUUGUCAACCAGCUGCCAACGGUUCAUUCAUUUAUGCUGUGAAGACUUGUUACCCUGACAUGAUGUUCCAUCCUAAAUCAAUGGUUUGUGAAUGGCCAGAAUCUGUGAAAGCAAUCAAGCCAAAAUGUGGCAGUAAUCCUGGAGAAAUAGAAAUCUGGGAAUAUGAAGAGAUUAAAAUAAGCAGAAGUACAAUUCGUUCACAUGUUACGACACCUAAGACAAUUAUCAAAUACACUGAAAGUCCAAGCAUUUCCAAGGAAGUCAUUCACAAAGCUUAUUACUUAACAAUGUGCGAUCCAAGUGUUCCACGUAUUGAACAUCCAAACAGUUGUUACAAAUAUUUGGAAUGUCAAAAAGCAUCAAAUGGUUCAUUCAUUUAUGCAGUAAAAACUUGUUACCCAAACAAAAUGUUUAAUCCAAACUCAAAGUUGUGUGAUACACCAAAUUCUCUGAAAAAUAUUAAACCAAAAUGUAAUGUUGAUCCUGGAGAAAUUGAGAUUUGGGAAUAUGAAGAGAUUUCUGUGAUUCGUCGAACAAGUCGUUUUCCAACUGCAACAGAGAAAAUUGUUUUGAUUUCAUCAACUGAGCGACCAGAAUACGGUUUUGGUGGAAUUGUCGCUCCUUAUUACAUUCGAACUUGUAAUCCUACGAUAGCAGCAACUAUUGAACAUCCUGAGACAUGUCAUAAAUAUUUGGAAUGUGUGAAGUUACAGAACGGUUCGUAUAUUUAUGCAGAGAAGACUUGUGGACCUGAUUUAUUGUAUAAUGCUGAAAAAGAAGAUUGUGAUUGGCCUUUUAUCGUUGAAGAAUUGAAACCGAAUUGUAAAGAACAACCAGGUGUACUUGAUUGGACGACAGUUACACCAAGACCAGCGACAUAUGCGGCGAAGCCAACAGAAAAGCCAUACAUUGUCCCAAGUACUAUAACACCACCCGAGUAUUGUGAAGACGGCAAACUUGUUCCACUUCUUCACUUAAUUCCUGAUUCCGCUUUUGAAUCAAGCAGCAUUCUCAGCAAAGCUUUCAAACCAGAAGCAGCACGACUUGAUACAAAGUCAAGUGACGAAAAUGCUGGAAGUUGGUCACCUAAAACAAAUGAUUUAAAUCAAUACUUGCAAGUGACAUUCCCACAAUCAUUGCCAAUUCACGGUGUCAUUAUUCGUGGCAAUUCCAUGUUCGAUCAAUAUGUAACGAGUUUCAAAAUUCUUUACAGUCAUGAUGGAACAACUUAUCAUGUUCUCGAAGAUAAAAAGAAACGACCAAAGAUUUUCAGUGGUUCUGUUGAUCCUAAAACGCCAGUCAAAUCAAUAUUUGAAAUUCCAAUAGAAGCAAAGAUGGUGAGAAUUUAUCCAAUAUCAUGGCAUGGCUCAAUAGCACUUCGUGUUGAACUUCUGGGAUGUGAGACACAUUUGAUGCCGAUAACUUUUGCUAUUGAAACGACGACAACAUCCGUCUAUGAAUUUGCGAGAGGUCUUGGCGAGAGAACAACAACAACAAGCAGCACAACGACGACGAGAAUUCCGAUAUUUACUGAAGGAAUUGUUGAGCCGCUUUGUGAUGAUCCACUUGGAAUUGAAAACAGUGCAAUGAGUCCAAAUCAAAUCACAUUUAGUUCGAUUAAGGAUGCUGGUUCAGUGAAGACGAAAGUUCGAAAGAAUCCUUUAGAGAUAAUUAAACUAAGUUCAACGAGGGGUUGGAUGCCACUAACUGUUAGCAUGACAGAAUAUGUCCUUUUUGACUUUAUUGAAAACCGAAAGUUGACUGGAAUUGUAACAAAGGGCGGUGAAUACGGUUGGGUGAAAUCAUUCAAUGUUCUUUAUUCACAAGACAACAUCAUUUGGAAUAAAAUUGAAGACGAUUCCGGUGAUGCGUUUGAGUUCUUAGCAAAUGUCGACGCGUAUAAAAUUAAAAAGAAUUUCUUUAAAAGUCCUGUCAACGCUCGUUACAUGAAAAUUCAACCAACAAAAUGGCACAGCACAAUUGAAUUAAAGAUUGAGCCAAUUGGAUGUUUUGUUCCUUACCCUGUCAUAGCUCAAGCAGCCACAACUAAACCUGAAGUUGAGAUUGUAACGCCGAGUGCGUGUGGUCGAACCUUCAAUACAUUUGACUUCACAGAGUUCAAAUAUGACAUUUGCAAUCAUCUUCUUGCUCGCGAUGCUGCUGAUGAGAAGUGGAACGUGAUCAUGAAGAAAAAUUGUUCGAGUGGAAACAACAUUUGCAGAAAAGAGAUUGUGAUUAAAGAUAAAGUUUCCAUGUACACUUUGACUCUUUACCCAUCGUUGACUGUCAAUCUCGAUGGAUAUCCCUUCACAGUUGAACAAUUGCAGAAAACGAAUCGGAAAAUGACUUUUACAGUUUCAAAGAACGGUGGAAGUUUACUUUAUGUUUCGCACACACAUGGAAUUUGGUUGAUGUUUGAUCGAUUCGGUGACGUGAAGUUUGGGGUGUCAGGAAAAUAUUCUGGAAAUGUUGAUGGCCUUUGUGGCUUCUUUAAUCGUAAAAAGACUGACGAUAAACGAAUGCCUAAUGGAAAAGUUGCGUCAUCAACUGUUGAAUUUGGCGACAGUUGGUCGUUGAAAGAUGUUGGUCAAGUUGAUUGUAAACCUCAUGUUUGUCAGAAAACGUUACAAGAUGUUGCUUGGACAAUUUGUAAUUUAGUUAAAGACAAUGUUUUCAAAUCAUGUCACGCCAUCAUUGACCCAACAAGCUUCAUUUCGAAGUGCAUGGAAACAGCGUGUGAUUGCUUAUUGACAAGUUCGAACGCUUCAUCCGAUUUAGAUACGUCCAUGAAAGAAUGCAAAUGUUCAAUGUUGCAAAAUUAUGUCGUUGAUUGUAUGGCAGCGGACGAAGCAGUUCAUUUAGAGACAUGGAGAUCAGUACAUUCUUGUGAAGCUUCAUGUGAGUCGCCGUUUGUCCAUCACGAUUGUUAUCGACGAAAAUGUGAAACGACAUGCAAUAAUCUUCGAGUUGCUGAAUGUUCAAAAGUAACUGGAACAUGUUUUUCUGGUUGUUAUUGUCCAUCUGGAACUGUCCUAAAAGAUUCAACAUGCAUUCCAAUUAGUGAAUGUCGUGAUUGUGUUUGCGAUGGUUUUGGAAAGUCACAAUACUUGACUUAUGAUAGAAAGAACUUCACAUUUGAUGGAAACUGCACUUAUCUUCUAACGCGCGAUAUUUCACUGAAAAACAUUCACACGUUUCAAGUUUUUGCUACCAUUGGCCCUUGCGAUGCAAAAUCUCAGUCAACAUGCACGCAGGCACUUCAUUUAAUAUACGGCAAUCAUAUCAUUCACAUAGAAAAAAGCACGACAAACAGUUUCAAAAUCAUCGUUGAUGGAAUGACAUUGAAGAGUUUGCCAUUUAAUCAGAAAUGGGCGAAAAUUGCUGAACAAGGAAAAUCUUUGAGUAUUUUACUUCCCGAGUCUCAAGUAGAAUUGCAAAGCGUUUUUGAGACAAUGUCAUUCAGUAUUAAAGUGCCGAGUGUUAAGUAUGGAAGUAAAAUGGAAGGAAUGUGCGGAAAUUGCAAUGGAAAUCCUAACGAUGAUAUCAUCACAAAUCCAGCAAAAACAGAUUUCCCGAAAGGUGCAAGUUCAAUNAAUCAAUACUUGCAAGUGACAUUCCCACAAUCAUUGCCAAUUCACGGUGUCAUUAUUCGUGGCAAUUCCAUGUUCGAUCAAUAUGUAACGAGUUUCAAAAUUCUUUACAGUCAUGAUGGAACAACUUAUCAUGUUCUCGAAGAUAAAAAGAAACGACCAAAGAUUUUCAGUGGUUCUGUUGAUCCUAAAACGCCAGUCAAAUCAAUAUUUGAAAUUCCAAUAGAAGCAAAGAUGGUGAGAAUUUAUCCAAUAUCAUGGCAUGGCUCAAUAGCACUUCGUGUUGAACUUCUGGGAUGUGAGACACAUUUGAUGCCGAUAACUUUUGCUAUUGAAACGACGACAACAUCCGUCUAUGAAUUUGCGAGAGGUCUUGGCGAGAGAACAACAACAACAAGCAGCACAACGACGACGAGAAUUCCGAUAUUUACUGAAGGAAUUGUUGAGCCGCUUUGUGAUGAUCCACUUGGAAUUGAAAACAGUGCAAUGAGUCCAAAUCAAAUCACAUUUAGUUCGAUUAAGGAUGCUGGUUCAGUGAAGACGAAAGUUCGAAAGAAUCCUUUAGAGAUAAUUAAACUAAGUUCAACGAGGGGUUGGAUGCCACUAACUGUUAGCAUGACAGAAUAUGUCCUUUUUGACUUUAUUGAAAACCGAAAGUUGACUGGAAUUGUAACAAAGGGCGGUGAAUACGGUUGGGUGAAAUCAUUCAAUGUUCUUUAUUCACAAGACAACAUCAUUUGGAAUAAAAUUGAAGACGAUUCCGGUGAUGCGUUUGAGUUCUUAGCAAAUGUCGACGCGUAUAAAAUUAAAAAGAAUUUCUUUAAAAGUCCUGUCAACGCUCGUUACAUGAAAAUUCAACCAACAAAAUGGCACAGCACAAUUGAAUUAAAGAUUGAGCCAAUUGGAUGUUUUGUUCCUUACCCUGUCAUAGCUCAAGCAGCCACAACUAAACCUGAAGUUGAGAUUGUAACGCCGAGUACGUGUGGUGUGUGUAAAGGUAUUCUUGCACCACGACCUGUCAGACCCAGUGCCUGUACAUGUUAUCCACCACUUUAUUGGAGUGGCUCAGAAUGUGUACCACAAUCACAAUGUCCUUGUGUCGAAGGUCACAUGAUUUAUGAGAUUGGAGAGACUUAUCAAACGGAAGAUUGUGCCGAUUGUAUUUGCAAGAUUGGUGGCGUUCCAGAUUGCAAGCCGAAAGUUUGUGCGCCAUGUGGUCAAGGUUUACGUCGCGAAUCACCGAAAUCUUGUUCAUGCCAAUGUGUUCCAUGUCCACCAGAUACAAUUUUAUGUCAGACAAGUGGAGAAUGUAUUCCUGAAAGUUCAUGGUGUGACGGAGUUCAAGAUUGUCCCGAUGAUGAAAAGAAUUGCAUAAUAACCGAAAAACCGAUGAUUUUCGUUAAUCGAACUGAAACAUUGAGAAUUGAAUCCGAGCAUUGUGUUGAAUUUAUUUGUGUGCCAAUUGUUGAGUCGCCUGAUUAUGCUGAAGAAGGUCAAAGAACAAUGACGAGAUGUCCGGAACCAAAGUGUCCAAGAGGUUACAUGAUUCGUUUGCAAAUCCAAAAAGAUUCAAAAGAAUGUGCAAAAUUCUCUUGUGAGGCAGCUGCUGUAAAUGACGCUGUUUGCAAUGUCACUGGUCGAACCUUCAAUACAUUUGACUUCACAGAGUUCAAAUAUGACAUUUGCAAUCAUCUUCUUGCUCGCGAUGCUGCUGAUGAGAAGUGGAACGUGAUCAUGAAGAAAAAUUGUUCGAGUGGAAACAACAUUUGCAGAAAAGAGAUUGUGAUUAAAGAUAAAGUUUCCAUGUACACUUUGACUCUUUACCCAUCGUUGACUGUCAAUCUCGAUGGAUAUCCCUUCACAGUUGAACAAUUGCAGAAAACGAAUCGGAAAAUGACUUUUACAGUUUCAAAGAACGGUGGAAGUUUACUUUAUGUUUCGCACACACAUGGAAUUUGGUUGAUGUUUGAUCGAUUCGGUGACGUGAAGUUUGGGGUGUCAGGAAAAUAUUCUGGAAAUGUUGAUGGCCUUUGUGGCUUCUUUAAUCGUAAAAAGACUGACGAUAAACGAAUGCCUAAUGGAAAAGUUGCGUCAUCAACUGUUGAAUUUGGCGACAGUUGGUCGUUGAAAGAUGUUGGUCAAGUUGAUUGUAAACCUCAUGUUUGUCAGAAAACGUUACAAGAUGUUGCUUGGACAAUUUGUAAUUUAGUUAAAGACAAUGUUUUCAAAUCAUGUCACGCCAUCAUUGACCCAACAAGCUUCAUUUCGAAGUGCAUGGAAACAGCGUGUGAUUGCUUAUUGACAAGUUCGAACGCUUCAUCCGAUUUAGAUACGUCCAUGAAAGAAUGCAAAUGUUCAAUGUUGCAAAAUUAUGUCGUUGAUUGUAUGGCAGCGGACGAAGCAGUUCAUUUAGAGACAUGGAGAUCAGUACAUUCUUGUGAAGCUUCAUGUGAGUCGCCGUUUGUCCAUCACGAUUGUUAUCGACGAAAAUGUGAAACGACAUGCAAUAAUCUUCGAGUUGCUGAAUGUUCAAAAGUAACUGGAACAUGUUUUUCUGGUUGUUAUUGUCCAUCUGGAACUGUCCUGAAAGAUUCAACAUGCAUUCCAAUUAGUGAAUGUCGUGAUUGUGUUUGCGAUGGUUUUGGAAAGUCACAAUACUUGACUUAUGAUAGAAAGAACUUCACAUUUGAUGGAAACUGCACUUAUCUUCUAACGCGCGAUAUUUCACUGAAAAACAUUCACACGUUUCAAGUUUAUGCUACCAUUGGCCCUUGCGAUGCGAAAUCUCAGUCAACAUGCACGCAGGCACUUCAUUUAAUAUACGGCAAUCAUAUCAUUCACAUAGAAAAAAGCACGACAAACAGUUUCAAAAUCAUCGUUGAUGGAAUGACAUUGAAGAGUUUGCCAUUUAAUCAGAAAUGGGCGAAAAUUGCUGAACAAGGAAAAUCUUUGAGUAUUUUACUUCCCGAGUCUCAAGUAGAAUUGCAAAGCGUUUUUGAGACAAUGUCAUUCAGUAUUAAAGUGCCGAGUGUUAAGUAUGGAAGUAAAAUGGAAGGAAUGUGCGGAAAUUGCAAUGGAAAUCCUAACGAUGAUAUCAUCACAAAUCCAGCAAAAACAGAUUUCCCGAAAGGUGCAAGUUCAAUGGAAAAAUUCGCUUUGAGUUGGUUGGCAGAUGAGCCUAAAUUGCAACUGUCAGAGGAUAAAGACACUUGUUAUGUUGAUGAUGAAAGCGACUGCCUUCCUUUACCUCCAGAAGACGACCCUUGCUUCAAAAUUCUUGAUGAAGACAUUUUCGGUCAAUGUCACUUUGUUGUUGACCCAAUCAUGUACGUCACCGCAUGUCAACAAGAUUUGUGUCGAACUGGACCGAGUCAAAAAGGUUCUUGUGAAACUGUAGCCACAUAUGCGGACGAAUGUGCUAAAAAUGGCGUUUGUGUUGAUUGGAGGAAAAAUAAUUUCUGUACUAUGGAUUGCGUUGCACCAUUUGUGUACAGCUCAUGUGGAUGUUCUGAAACAUGCAAGACAAUAGAAGAGAAACAAAUGAAAUUAUCAUCUAUUAAGGAUGCAAAGAACGCUGAGAAGCUGAAAUCAAUUUGUAGUACAACAUUACGGGAAGGUUGCUUCUGUCCAAAUGGAACAGUUCUUCAUAAUGGAAAUUGCAUAAAAGAAGUAGAAUGUAAAGUCUGCGAUGAUGAAGGUCAUCUACCAGGUGACAUUUGGCAUCCUGAUGUCUGCACAUCGUGUUCAUGUCGUAGCGAUGCAAGCAUACAAUGCCAAAAAACUGAAUGCCCUUCACAACAGACUAUUUGCGAAAUUGGAUACAAAGCAAUUGAAUCUUCCACAACUGGAGAAUGUUGCAAAAAAUAUGCUUGUGUUCCCGACAUAAUGCCCACAAAACCAACAUCAUGUCCUCAAUUAGUUUUGCCCAAAUGUGGUUUCGACCAGACAAAUAAAAUUAUAAACGACACCGAUGGCUGUUCCAAAUUUAUUUGCGAUUGUAUUCCAAAAGAACAAUGCAAAUCAGUGCAAAAUUUCCCGACACUUGAGCCCGGCAUCAAACAAAUAAUUGACACAACGGGAUGCUGUCCGGUGUCGAAACUUGAGUGUGAUAAAUCCCUUUGUCCAGCAAAACCAUCACAAUGUUCGGAAGCUUUCUAUACUCUAGAGAAGAUAAAGUCGGUCAAUGCUGAGAAUUGUUGUGAUAUGUUUGAAUGUCGUCCACCGUCGCAUAAUUGCAUAGCAGAUAUCGAAGGAAAAAAAGUUCUGAAACCAAUUGACGAGAAAUGGCAAACAAAUGACAUUUGCGAGACUGCUGUCUGUGCAUUUGACACAAAUGGGAAACCUAUAAUUAAGAAGCAACGUGAAACUUGUAACACUCGCUGUCAGUUGGGAUUCGAGUUGAAGCCAAUACCAGACAAAUGUUGUGGUCAAUGCGUUAAAACAAAAUGCGUUGUGGACAAAAAGUUGUAUAAUGUUGGUGCUGAAUGGAAGAGCGCUGACAAUUGCACGACAUUUAUUUGUAAUAUUAAGGACGACGAGAUUUUCAUUUCUUCGAUGAUGCCGACAUGUUCUGAUGUUUCAAAUUGUCCCCCAUUGAUGCGUUACACUGAUGGUUGCUGUGAAAAAUGUAAAUUGGAAUCACUUUCCCAACAAAAUUGCUUACCCGAAUCACUUGCUGAGAAAGUCACACUUGGCUUGAUAAAAACUCAAAUACCACCUCAUGGAAAAUGUCAAAACUUUGAGCCAAUUCGAGGUGUUACACAAUGUUCUGGAACAUGCAAAUCUGGAACGAUUUUUGAUCCAAUCACUUUCCAUCAAUUGAAAAGCUGUGACUGUUGUUCGGUAAGCAGUGUCAAAGAAAUUGCUGUUGAACUUGUGUGUGAGGAUAAAUACAAGCUUAUCAAACAUUUCAACGUUCCAUCAUCAUGUGCAUGUUCAAAAUGUGGCGCCGACGACAUAAAAAGUCUAAAAUUGACGGCAUCGUCAUGAAACUUAAUUAAAUAUUAUUUAAUGAAAAAUACCUCAUAAGAAUUGUAGCGUUAAGUUGCUUUUGAUUCUACUGCUGCGAAUACCAACCUAGAAUUUAAGCUUUUGGGUUCAUGUGAAAUGUUAUUAAUGUUUACCAACGUAUACGUAAAGCAUGCUUUAAUUUUGCUAAAAACAAAUAAAAUUCAUAGAAAUAUGAUUUACAAUCAAACAUUUUCAUCUCUGAUU
Molecule: messenger RNA, 15692 nt
Organism: Clunio marinus
Lineage: Eukaryota; Metazoa; Arthropoda; Insecta; Diptera; Chironomidae
Source: the annotation of a GenBank genome assembly